GCGUGCGCGUGUCUGUGUUGAGGUCUUUUCGCGGGGCUGGUCUGGUCUGGUCUGGGAUAUAUGCAGACGGUAUUUAAAUUGGAUGUUCUUUCCGACAAGGGUUGAGUUGUUGUGUUACGUCUCUAUCACUUACUUUAUAUAUAUUGGCUUACUUCUAUUUCCCGACAGUUAUCCUCGUAGAGUAGAGGAAUAUUUACUUACAUAUCAGGAAAAGAAGACCAAGCAAGAUGUCUCUCGACACAGACAUCCUCAUCAUCGGAGCCGGUAUGUCUGGCAUUGGAUUCGCAAUCCAGCUCCAGAAACAAUUUCCGCGGGCGAAAUACGAGAUUAUUGAAAAGGCAGAGAAUCUCGGUGGGACGUGGUGGGUGAAUACGUAUCCGGGAUGUGGAUGUGAUGUUGCGUCUCAUUUCUACUCAUAUUCAUUCGAACUGAAUCCGAACUGGAGUCGGAAAUUCGCCCUUCAGCCUGAAAUCGUAACUUAUUUCCGCACCGUCGCUGAGAAGCAUGAUAUCCCGCGCCAUAUCAGAUUCCAGUCGACGGUGCAGAAAGCGGAAUUUGAACAACGGACGGGAACGUGGAUCGUGACAAUUCUUGGUCAGGAAACGGGUGAUGUUUAUCAGAAACGAGCAAGGGUGUUGGUCUCGGCUGUAGGAGCGUUGUCGGUGCCGAGGGAGUGUGAGAUAAAGGGAGCAGAGAGGUAUCAGGGAAAAAUGUUCCAUUCUGCAAAGUGGGAUCAUGAGUUUGAGUGGAUGGGGAAGGAGGUUGUUGUUAUUGGAAACGGCUGCAGCGCCACGCAAUUCGUUCCCAUCCUGACCGAUGGCCCUGACAAGGUCAAGAAACUCAUCCAAUUCAGUCGACAACCGCACUGGCUUGCAGAGCGGCCGAAUCCUAUCUACUCCCCCGCCUUCAAAUUCGCAAUGCGCUAUAUCCCCUUCGCGAUGCGACUCUACCGACUCUAUCUAUACUACCUUAUGGAAAGGGAUUUCUCCGGCUUCGACAUCAAAACAGGAGGCAAGAUCCGCGCCGAUCUUCAGAAGACACAAAUUGAAUAUCUCAAACGGACCGCUCCGGAAAAGUAUCAUGAUGCCCUGAUCCCGAAGACGGAGAUAGGGUGUAAGAGAAAGGUCAUGGAUACGGAUUAUCUGGCGUGUUUGCAUCGAGAGAAUAUGGAGCUUGUGUAUGCGGAUCCGAUUGAAGAGGUUACGGAAACGGGUGUGAAGACGAGGUCUGGAAGGGAGGUAUAUGCUGAUGCGAUUAUUUUGGCGAAUGGAUUCAAGACACAACAGGUUUUGCAUCCGUUGGAAAUUAAGGGCGAGGAUAGUGUUUCGUUGAAUGAGCAUUGGAACACCUUCUCCUCCGGCACCCCCCAAGCAUAUUACGGAACAUGCGUGUCUCAAUUCCCCAAUUUCUUCAUCAUGAUGGGUCCCAACACCUCAACGGGUCAUUUAUCCGUAAUAUACUCCACGGAAUGCCAAAUAAAUUUCACUCUUCGCGUCCUCAAACCGAUCCUGAACUCUCUUUACCCGUCGUUCUUGAAUACCUUCUUCACCACGCUCGGACUACGUUCUGCUGGUCCAGAUACCGUUACCGUCACACCAUCCGCUGAAGAGAAUGAUAAUAACUGGAUCCAGAAAGAAGCUAGGAAACUCGUCUGGGCGUCGGGCUGCACGAGUUGGUAUGUUGAUGCGCGAACGGGGAGGAAUACGAUGCUUUAUCCGGAUUGGCAGUUUAAGUAUUGGUUGAGGAGUAUUUUCGUGCCGUUGAGUAGGGAUUUUGUUUUUAAGAGGAGUGUUGUGAGGUUGCAGACGGAGGAGGAUGAUGAUGAUGAUGAGGGAAAUGUAUCUGAGAAGAAAGAGGGGAAGAAAAAGGCUGGGGAUUCGUCAGGCGCUUGUUCUGGCUUCUGCGUUGGGGUUGACUGUCUCGGUGGUUUUGUCUGCGAAUGUGGAGAGGGGAAGGCUAGAUGAGUAUAUUUCUGCACUUAGGAGGGCGGUUGGGGUAGUGGUUUGAAGGUGGUAUGGGUUUGCUUUCUUGGUCUCGGUAAUGUUGCAUGUGGUAGUUAUUUAUUCAAAGUUGUGGGAUCUAUAUCUUCAUGUGGUUGAUAUACACGUA
Paecilomyces variotii is the source of this 2109-nucleotide messenger RNA. RefSeq lists its product as hypothetical. Lineage: Eukaryota; Fungi; Ascomycota; Eurotiomycetes; Eurotiales; Thermoascaceae. The coding region runs from base 228 to 1964 and encodes 578 amino acids. The record is from RefSeq and is a predicted model, not a curated record. The transcript is spliced from 4 exons.